This is a messenger RNA of Trypanosoma cruzi, 1320 nucleotides long. RefSeq lists its product as uncharacterized. Lineage: Eukaryota; Euglenozoa; Kinetoplastea; Trypanosomatida; Trypanosomatidae. The record is from RefSeq and is a predicted model, not a curated record. The transcript has a single exon. Bases 1 to 1320 code for a protein of 439 amino acids.
AUGCUUCUUCCCCCGCAGAGGUCAAAAAGGAGUUCCAUACCCAGCACCUUCUCUUCUUCCUCCAAGAGCCAGGUGUUGGCGAGGCGAAACCGUAUGGUUACACGGGCUCUCAUAAAGGGAAGAAGUCCUUUAGGACCGAUCGAUGGGCCCGUUGGUGGCGUAUUGCGGUGCGUUUGCACUGCGUAUCUUGUGUCAACGCAGGAGACGCUGUUGGAGUGCCAUCGUUGCCGGAAUUGGUGUCACCCUGCAUGUGUGGGCGUUGACCAUGCAGAGUUACGGCGGUAUCAGGCGGAGAAUAAUUAUGUGUGCCCUUUCUGCACGGGGCUGCAUAAGCGACUCCGUUCUGAAUCGCAGGCGCCCGCCCCACGACAACUACCAAUACGUCUUCGCGAGGUUCCAGAUCACCUGCCAUUUGGCUCGGUAACGCGACUACGUCAUUUGUUGAAGGUCACGACGCGGGCUGCCCAUGAGGCUGGUUUCUUGGUUAUUGACCUCCCUGUGGUUUUGCUUACAGAUAAAAUGGAAAAGGAGUGUCUUGCGUGUUGCGAAGAUGCCAUUAAAGAAGCCACGUUUUCCGAGCAGUACCCCGCAUACUGCCUUAAGGAGGUGCGGGAACAGGCACAUUCAUAUGUUCAAGGGACGUUGCUUCGAUGUAAGCAAAGCGGGCGUAUUGUCUCCAUGGUUCUAUCCAAUGGAAUGGACGUGUACGGGAACCUACGGCAUACAAUUACACAACUAAAAGGUGGUAUAAACCGAGGGAUUAUUGACAGAAGGCAUCAGACAACGUUCAUGGCAUCCUGCACAAAACUAACCGACAUAUCUGACUUUGUACACAUCACGUUAAGUGCCACACACCGGGAGUACCAGAAAAGAGGACUUGCCCGCAUGCUAAUGGUGUUGGACCUGCUAAAGUGGGCAUUACGAGGUCGUACUCGUGCUUACUUGAAUAUGGCGCUGCAGAAACGAAUUGUCGACAGCGGUACACGUUUGGAGUGCGUGGCGUCGCCGGCAUCUCGACGGUUGUAUGAGUCCUUUGGCUUUAAGGAUGUCUACCCGCGGUUUGAUCGCGAAACGGAUGAAGCGCGUUGGACGCCGAAGGAGGCGGAUAUGGGCCGUGUGAUGGCACAUUUAAGUUUUGUGGAGGAUGUUGUUCAAAUGGCGAUGCGGUACGAUCCGGGAAGCGCCAAAGAAGGUGUUAGUAACGGCAAGGCUGCGGCUUCUACCGCCAAUAUUGGUGGCGGUUUAAUUAGCAAGGCAACUCGCUCACCGUCUCCGCCAGUGGUGAAAAAGCGUCUCUCUUUGCUUGGGAAGAGAAGCUGA